Brachypodium distachyon (stiff brome) is the source of this 656-nucleotide messenger RNA. RefSeq lists its product as uncharacterized. The transcript has a single exon. NCBI's taxonomy places the organism in Eukaryota, Viridiplantae, Streptophyta, Magnoliopsida, Poales, Poaceae. The record is from RefSeq and is a predicted model, not a curated record. The coding region runs from base 92 to 466 and encodes 124 amino acids.
CUCAGAAGUCGGAACUACACUUCGGCUGCUGUUGUUCUGCUUCAGAUCGACGAUCGAUUCUCCACAAACAGCUCGCGGCAAACACUGUGUAAUGGACAAGUUUGCGCCGAGUAACGCGAAGAAGGCGAUGGAGGACAAGGAGCAGAAGCCCAAGGUGCCGUCGGCCGACCCGGGUCCGGACCAGAACCUGUCGGACCUGGUGGCUCGGCAGCAGCCGCAGCUGCAGCGGGAGCACCAGCCGCCCAACAUCUCCGAGAUGAAGCCGCUCACGCGGGAGGCGUACGGCGGCGGGAUGUACGGCAGCGAGGAAGGCGGCGGCCGGACUAGGGAGCCCGGGAGGCCGCGGGCCAGCGCCACGCAGAGCGCCGACGGGCCUGAGGAGCCCGUGGCCCGGCCCAGGCACCCGCCGCCGCCGUCCACCGGCGACCGCGACCUCGACAUCACCGGCCAGUCCUACAUCCAGUAGUUUCAUCUGCUUCGUGUUUUUGUUGAUUUGGCUGCCUCGGAACAAGCUGUAUCCGUGUGUGUGUCGUAGUACGUACACGUCUACGCUGUCGCGACUAACGAAUAAAAAUGUGAAGUUUCCUUGUUCCAACUUCGGCCCAACAAUAAUAGUCUUUCCGGCACUCCGGGCUCUAUAAAGCGCAAGUUACAUU